AUGCACACCGUUGUCAACGACAUGACCCCCGCCACCGCGACGAGCCCCCGCGGAAGAGCCAUGACGGACGCCGGGGAUGUCUCGUCCAAACGACAGUACUACAAGGAAUGGUACGAAAAGAACAAACUCAAGCGCAAGGCGUACAACGCCAGGAACAAGGACCACGUCCGCGAGUGGCACGCGAAGAACCGUGACCGCGUGCUCCAACACAAGCGAAAGUACCGCGAGAACAACCGUGAAAAAGAAAAGGAGCGCCACAAACGGUACUUUGAGGCGAAUCGCGACAAAAUCCUCGAGCGCGCGCGGGCGUAUCGGGCAAAGAACAAAGACAAGCGCCAUGCGUAUGACAAGGCGUACAAAGAAAAACACAAGAAGCUCGAACUCGCCGUUCGCCUCCAACAGCACGACUCGCCGUCGUCGCAGGGCCUGCUCCAACUCCUCGCCGGCGUUGUCGCCACGUCCCCCGCGGAUCCUGCCUGUGCACUGACCGUCCAUCGGCACAUGCAAUUGUCGUUCAUUCUGAAUGCUGAUAAAGCUACAUGA
This is a messenger RNA of Aphanomyces invadans, 543 nucleotides long. RefSeq lists its product as hypothetical. The record is from RefSeq and is a predicted model, not a curated record. The transcript has a single exon. Bases 1 to 543 code for a protein of 180 amino acids. Lineage: Eukaryota; Oomycota; Saprolegniomycetes; Saprolegniales; Verrucalvaceae.